Messenger RNA from Rhagoletis zephyria (snowberry fruit fly), 685 nucleotides. RefSeq lists its product as uncharacterized. The record is from RefSeq and is a predicted model, not a curated record. Lineage: Eukaryota; Metazoa; Arthropoda; Insecta; Diptera; Tephritidae.
AUAGUACAAUGAAAAUUUAUUUGUUGAUUUUUCAUUUAAUUUUAAUAAACUUGAACGGCAGUACCGUCACUGCAGAUGAUGAGCCAGAAGACUAUAAAUUUAUUUUAGAUGCAGUGACAGCAGAGAAAGAAGAUGACGAUGUAGCUAAAAUUAAAGUAGAGCUGGAUAAAAGCGGGGAUCUCGUGAAAAUCAGUGGUCAAGCAGAGCUAUUUUUUGAUUUGGAUAAUACAUGGCAGCUGAAGAUUGUAUUGAAAGGUGCAGGCGAUUCGAAUGAUGAGUACAAAGAUCUAAUAGCGCUGCCGCUAUUGGGUGUUUGUGAUUUUAUGAAUUUUUAUUACAAAAUCUAUCUUUACGAUUCGUUGGUGAAGUAUUCGAAUGCACCUUCGCCAGCCGAUUGUCCGGUUGUAAGCGACACCUACAUUCUAAGUGAAUAUCCUUUGAUUUUGGGCAACUUUCAAAAAUUCCUCCAUCCUGGAUUCUACAGCGUCGAGGCAAUUCUGUUUCACGAAGAUGAGGAGAAAUUCAAAUAUCGCAUAGAAGGUCAUGUAAUAGAGGAACGAUAAACCAGAUCAUAAUCCAUUAAUUAGGCUAUUUGCGCUGCUUACAAUAUAUAAUAUAUGUAAUAUGCCUAGUUUUGAAGUUUGCGACACGCUACGUAGUUGGUGCAGUUUCAUUACUAAAUUCC